Molecule: messenger RNA, 10042 nt
Organism: Anopheles stephensi (Asian malaria mosquito)
Lineage: Eukaryota; Metazoa; Arthropoda; Insecta; Diptera; Culicidae
Gene: ssh
Product: serine-rich adhesin for platelets
Exons: 8
Coding region: 2352-7910 (1852 amino acids)
Biological process (GO): actin cytoskeleton organization; protein dephosphorylation; negative regulation of actin filament polymerization
Cellular component (GO): cytoplasm
Molecular function (GO): actin binding; protein tyrosine/serine/threonine phosphatase activity
Source: RefSeq, a predicted model, not a curated record
AGCAGGACAGUCGUAUCCCUGUAGAGCAACUGUCAAAAUGGCCGUCUAAGGUUUCGCUGCUGCUGCUGCUGCUGCUGGUGUGUUGUGCUCUGUGGUAUCGUCGAAUGGUGCACACACUUACUGCGUACGCACUCGGUGUCGAAGAACAAAAACAUAGAACAGCGCGAGCCAGCCAGCCAGCCAGCCAGCCAGUCAGCCAGCCAAACCAACAAACCAACUGGCACUGCGCGAUGGCGAACAGUUGUGGAAAUAAUCUCUUUUAGGCGGAGGUUUGUUGCGAAAAACCAUCAACCCCAGGCAGGCCAAAGCAAAAGGAAGCAUCCGUCGUUCCGAUUGUGCCACUCAGUAACGGGGUGUAAAACGGUGAUGCAGACUGGCCUUCUUCCCCCCACCCUUCGCCCCCGUUGAAUGACCAUUUGGUGUAACAAGUAGUGAACGGUGCCGCUCCGAACGAACCAGCAGAACCGAGCGAAGAAAGAAUCUACGUCGUGUACGUCGACGGUUCAAAAAGGAUAACAAAACACAGGAAAGGAACACACACACACACACACGAACACAGCCACACGAUACGUAAGAGGCGCCCCCCCGUAAGCCAGGCGCCAAGUGCAAUAAACUCCGUCUGCAAAACAAAAGCCUGGAACGAACUGGUUGGGGGGGCAAACAAAUCAUAAAAAGCCUCCCCUUACCCCCCCCCCCCCCCCUCUCUCCCACCUCACCCCGAGGCAGCGCCUGACCAACCAGCCGCCACCUUAUGGUCCUUUCUUCCGGUUCAGCUGGCUGAAAGAAGAAGCGGCAGAAGAAGAAGAAGCGGAAGAAAACAAGACCCAGCGGCCGUUCCAUCCAUCCAAUGUUUAUGCGCGGAUCUAGCGUGUGUAUGUGUGUGACUAAAGCUACAAGUUGGUUCCGGUGGCUUCACGCAGGAUCAAGCCUGAGCGAAGUUCGAGUUUUGUCCGACCUACUGCACUGAAGGACCUUAUGCCCGCGGUGGGAAGGAUUCCGGAUGGAUGAGAAAUGUGACCGGUAGCCUGGUACACCGUGAGGCUUACCGUAGCACCGGAUCCGGAUCGGGAAUCUGCAAUCGGUUCCGAAAACAAACGCCCAAAAGCGAGAGCGAGAGAGAGAGAGAAGGCGAACAAAUUGGCCACCGAAAAAAAUGUGGGACAGAAAGAAAGGAGCAAAGUGACAGAGACCGUUUUUGAUUCAACCCAGGGCAAAACCCAACCAACCCACCCACCCGAUCUCCACCCCACCGGGGAACUUCCGCAGGUCGUGCGGUGGUCAUCACCCUUUUUCACGCGUACGGAUGCGUUUUUUGGGGCGCCUCUUGCUAUAUAGAUCGGUUUGCGUGCGUGUGUGUGUCGGGGUUCGGAAUGAUGAGUGUACCGAACAACACAACCCACACCACCACACGGUAACAACAACAAAAGACGCCUGGAACUGGAAGAAAGCAUCCGUUUGGGUUUCGGUUGGGUUCCGCACUAUCCACCUACCCCAAAACCACCCACACACCCUCCCCGUCGCAUCACUCCGUUGAUGAGCCACGCGGCUACACGGUGCUAUCUGUAACCGAAAACACUAGUUUGGUGUGAACAACCGCGUUUUCCGUCUGUAUGUGUGUGUGUGUGUCUCUAGUUUGUUCUAUCCUGCCUGUACGUGUGUGUGUGUAUUUCAUGGGGGCUCUCUGUGUGCAGAAAAAAGUGCGUGUUUAGUGGUGCGUUUGUCCAAAACAUGACCCCAUUUUAAGAUUUUUUGUUCGGCCCAUUACAUCGCGAUGGCGCAUCUGUACGUGUGUGUGUGUGUGUGCGCGCCAUAAGCAUAGUUCCCGAGCAUAGUGGUCACCAUCUCUAAAAGCCAGUCAGUGAAACAAGUGCAGCAUCGCAUCGGAUCGCCACACCAUAACACCAGUAUUUGUUUAUUUAGAUAUCUUUGUGUGUGUACGUGUGUGUGUGUGGCGCGUGCGUGUGCAUCCAGCUCAACAGCAUUGUCAACAACGGUCCCUAUCCUGUGUGUGUGUGUGUGUAGAAGAAAGGAUGGAUUUUGUGCCGCCGAAAGCCACCUCAACGUGAAAAACCCGACCACAGCAGCUUCACAAUCAACCGCAACACAAAACAGAACAACCCCCCCCCCCAAAUGGGGUGGCUUCACACAAUCAAAUCCACUCGAACGUCCCCGUGAGGAUGUAGUUAAGUGGCACAGAAGAAAGGAGUGUCUAUCGUGUAUCGUGCUCCCUGUAUUAAAUCGUCCGCAAACCGAUGGUUGCAAUAUUUAUAUACAUAAAAAAGAUAGCUUUAUAACAACUGCGUGUCUGUGUGUGUUUAUGUGUGUGUGUGAGUUUGGCGACACGCGAGCGCAUGGUCCUUAUGGCAUUGGCCACGAGCCAUCAGCAGUACCCCAUCAGCCAUCAGGACGAUACGAAUACGAAUUUACAGGCGACAGACGACGAAGAAACAUCGAAAGUCAACAAUAGCCGUAGCGAAUGCCAGAAGUUCAGCACCAGUCAAGGGACCGCAGCCUUGAUGCUUGGGUCAAACGAGCAGCUUCGUGCCUCGUGCGAGGAUCAGGUCACCGGCACUAGCACCACGGCUGGCUGUGGUACGGUUAGCGUUAGUGAUACCUGCUGCGUGGAUAGCAUUUUAAAUGAAGAAUCAGCGAACAGAUAUGUCUCCGGUGCGGUGGAAACCGGCGAGAGUAAGAUGGAGGGUAGGGCAGCCAGCCGGCCGGCCUCCUCCUGCAGCAGUGGGAGCAGUUCUUCCUCCUCCGACAUUCAGCAGCACCUGCAGUCGAUGUUUUGCUUGUUGCGGCCGGAAGAAACCCUCAAGAUGGCUGUAAAGUUGGAAUCGUUACGGACGGGUCGGACCAGAUAUUUGGUCGUGGUAUCACGCACAGUAACAAGCAAGCGCCACAACACCGGCACACUAUACCUUACCGGAGGUGGUAGCAGCAGCAACGGUAUCGGCAGCACCACAAACGGUAGCAUCGUCUCAUCGUGGCCAUUGUCAGCGACGCCGCCGGCAACCUUCACCACCAUCCCAGCCGCGGCACAACAGCAGCAGCAGCCCCUGCACGGUGGUCGCUCGACCUGCUCAACACUGUCCGGCACAGUAACGGCGGUGACGACGACGACGACGGCACACACGCGCCACAGUAGCUGCACCGGCGAACCGUUCGCCGGCAUCGAUACGUUCGUGUCGACCAGUGUGGACAGCUGCGUCCUCAACGUUCGUCUGCCCGACGGAUCCGAUGUUCCGUGCAGGAGUGAUCAAUGUGAUAGUAAAACUAGUAGUAGGUUAAUUGAUAGCACCACCGCCGUGCCGGGAAUGGGCGACGGUUCGGACGACACGUGCUCCACACCGACCGGCCCGGAUGAGGUGACGGUCGCCGAUAAGCGAGACACGGAAUCGAACGAAUCCGCAACCGCUUGCUGCCAAGGGCAAGAGCUACAGCAGGGCCAUCAGUACCAGAACCAGCAUUCGAUCAGCAACAGUGCCAUUGCCACCAUGGAAGGAGGGAAAAAGAUUGAAGAGUCCUGUCUCCUCGGCAUUGAUUGUAACGAGCGGACGACGGUCGGAUUGGUGCUGAAGGUACUGGCGGACACGUCCAUACGGUUAGAUGGCGAUGGAGGAUUUAGCGUUAGCUCCUGUGGCAAGCAGCACAUCUUCAAACCGGUCUCGGUGCAGGCGAUGUGGUCCGCGCUGCAAACACUGCACAAAGCAUCAUUUAAGGCGCGCGAGCAUAACUUCUUUGCCGGCGGUCCGUCGCACGAUUGGGUGUCGUACUAUGAGGCGCAUAUCGAUUCGGACCGCUCCUGUCUCAACGAAUGGAACGCGAUGGAUUCACUAGAAAGUCGACGCCCACCGUCGCCGGGCUCCAUCCGCAGCAAACCGACCGAACGCGAGGAAACGGAAAGCGUGAUACGCUCGAAGCUGAAGGAAGUGAUGAUGUCGGUCGAUCUGGACGAUGUGACGUCAAAGUUUAUACGUGGUCGGCUCGAGGAGUUGCUGGACAUGGAUUUGGGCGAGUACAAACCGUUCAUCGAUGCCGAAAUGCUCGUCAUCCUGGGCCAGAUGGAUGCACCGACGGAGAUUUUCGAUCACGUGUACCUUGGAUCCGAGUGGAACGCAAGCAAUCUGGAAGAAUUGCAACGGAACGGCGUCCAUCACAUACUGAACGUAACGCGCGAGAUUGACAACUUCUUCCCGGGGCUGUUUCACUACUGCAACGUGCGCGUGUACGAUGACGAGAAGACCGACCUACUGCGCCACUGGGACAACACGUUCAAGUUCAUCUCGCGCGCCAAGAUGGAAGGCUCGAAGGUGCUGGUGCACUGCAAGAUGGGUAUCAGCCGGUCGGCAUCGGUCGUGAUAGCGUACGCGAUGAAGGCGAACGGGUGGAACUUUGAGCAUGCGCUGCGCCACGUCAAGGAGAAGCGUAGCUGCAUCAAGCCGAACAAGAACUUCCUGAUGCAGCUGGAAACGUACCAGGGUAUGCUGGAUGCGAUGAAGAACAAAGAAAAGCUGCAGCGUAGCAAGAGCGAAACGAACCUAAAGCUGGCCGGUGCGAAGGAGGGUCGUUCGUUGCCGGGCAGUGAACCGACUCCGCUCAUCCAGGCACUGAACGGUGCUGUUGGUGUUCAGGCUGGUGGUGGUAAAAAGCACCUGGUAGUGUCUGCUGCGGGCAAAGCUGGCCAUAAUCAUGCUGACGCCGACGAUGGUGACGUUUCGGCGAGUGUAGGCGUUUUAGGGGAAAAGGCUGAUUUCGAACCACGACUGGAUGGAGCGGAUGAAGCAGAUGGAGACGAGGCUGGUGCCAGUAGCAGGGGACGAACACGCACACGUCAAUCGAAACUACAAUCCGCUCAUCCACAUAACCUCAAACAGCUUGAGCUUGCGGGAGAUGGUAGCAGCAGUAGUGCCGGCACCGAUACGCAAUCACAAUCCGAACAGCAAACGACACUCCCGGCAGCAGCAUGUACAGCAAGUUCCACCUCGAAGCACAGCAAACUGUUGGCCAAUCUCUUUCUCCCAGCGACGACAACCGCCGGCAAAGCGUUCAUCCCUUGCGAAGGACGAAUCUGUGGCCGCGGUUCGGGUGCAUUGAAGCGCCACAAAAGUCUCUCGCCCGAUUCGUUCAAUCCUCGCUGGUCGGACAGCUACGAGUUUGAAUCGUCGUCGCUGGCGUACGCGGAAAAGUCGUUCCCAGCGGCGUCGCGAACAUCGCGCACCCGCACCAUGCUUGAGCUGGACAAUCAAAUCGAACCGUACGUCGGGUCGGGCGCCCCAUGCGGCGGUACCGGGCGCCGAAAGCAGCAGAGCUACUCGCUGGAACAUCUGCACGGCGGUGCGCUCGAUAUGCGUUCGCCCUGCACCGAAACGAAAACGAUACGCAUGCCGUGCGGCAACGGGCAGAACUACAGCGUCUCACCGAACCAGAUAGUGCACUUGCAGGACAAGCUGCCACCGAACGAUGUGCGCAAGAAGGUUCUCUCCAGCCUGGCGGCAGCGGCCACCACGUCUUCGACCGCCAAACCAAACCGUUCGGAAAGCUUCAUCCGGAAACUGUUCCCGAGCAGCAGCAGCAGCAGCAGCAGCAGUAGUAGUGGCGGUGGCGCCGGGACCAGUGAUCAGGAUUCCGGCUGUUCAUCACAGUCACUUGCGACAUCAGUGCCAUCCACAGUACCGUCGUCCACCUCAACACUGUUGGGGUCCACGGUGAAAGCGAUCGUCAGUGAGCUGGAGUGUAACAGCGGGAGCAACAUACCGAUCGCACCACCACCACUGCUAAACGAUCCCGGUACGCUACUGUCCCAGCCCGUGGCUCCCAUACCGAUAGCGUCCGUAGCGGCUGAAGCGGCGGCAGUUGCGGUUGCGUCUGCCAUCCGUGAAGCGACCCGUAAGGAUGUUCACGAGGCGAAGGAAGCGAACGCCACAGCACCGGCCUCUUCAACAGUGUCGCUGGAUGGGAAGGGCGACAAUCGUACGAACAAUCCCGAACAGUGGGAUCCAGGAGAUGGUAGAAGCGAACCCAUCUGUUGGACGUCUUCCGCGCAAAUCAUUCAACAGUGUUCCGCUGCGGUCGGAGGAUUCACGGAACCCGCUCCUACCGAUGCUCCAGCUGCUGCCGGUAGUAUGGAGUGUUGUGAAGUGGCAUCGGAAUCGGACGCCGGCAGCUGCUGUAAACCUGCCCCGGAGGUGAGCGUAUUGCGUCAAUGUUCGUGGAGUAGCUGUGAUUCGGGUUGUACCGGUAGCGAGGAAUCUCGAGCAGCAGGGCCACAGGUCAAUCAACAACGGCGUUUGACUACCUCCGGACCGCCCGGUGUAGUGAACAGCAGUAGUAGUGGUGGUAGCGGCAGUGGAGCGCUUAUCGACGAGAGAGACGUAAUUCCAUGGCAUCCAGGGACGGUGAAGCGCACGAAGAAGCGCAUAGAGCAGCGGAGUACGAACGUCGCCUCCACCGUUACGAUGAAGUGGAACACUCCCUCCACGACGGUUUCCACGUUGCCCACCGCAACGUCAGCGGUAUCGACCGACACCGGUGCGCACGGGGACGAUCUGGCUGCGUCGUGCACCACUCAACAACACUCGCAAAAAGAACAGCAAGAAGAAGGCUACCCGGCCGCCCGUGAACGCCCGGGAAUGGUUUCAUCGAGCUACGCGCGGUUAUCCGCAUCCGCACCCGAUUCCUACAAUCUGUACGCGGAACCAGGCAGUCGGUCCGGUGAAUCGGUCGGCAGUACGAACCCGCUGCCCGCAAAGCGCCAGGUCAAGCCCAACCAUCAACAUUCGUUUGCCGGCGCUGGGUGUGAUGACUCGGUCCCGCGGAAUCCAGCCGAAUCCUCCACAUCGUACUGCUUGCGGGUAAGCGUACGGGGUGCCGGUGGUGUCGUUGAGCGUCCGCAGCAGUCACAGCCGCAUGAGCCCGGUGAUGGAGCCGAGGAGGAUACAUUCAAUGCAGGCAAGGUGCGUAACCUGAAGAUGAGCUUUGAAGCGAAAUCGAACGACCGACGGCAGGGACCGAAAAAGGUACGCUCGCUACCAUCGUCGCCCGUUGCCGUGCACGUAUCGAUGGGCAGUCAGGCGAAGCGACCUCCAGCCACUUCCUCUGCGACCACGUCGACAACCACCGCCACUGCGUCCUCACCAUCGUCACCGUCACCGCUGGCCGGACUGGUGUCGGGACCGGCGACAGGGCAAGCUGCACACCAGAGCACCACUCCACCGGAAGAUGUGACAGUGCGUGAUCUUGUCGAUCGGUACGAGGUGCAGGGUCCUCGCGUACGUCCGGUCGGUAGUAGCUCACUGUCCCGGACCCAACGACCCCGCUCGGUCUUCGAACCGCUCAAGCAAAGCAGCACCGGUGGCAAACCGUUCGCUCAAUCCACCACCAACAACCUCCUAUCGCACUCCGCAACGCAGUGGCGUCUAGACGACUCGAUGCGACCACCAGUUCCUCCUCUGGUGCGUGGUUUGGUCCUCGCCCAGCAUGGUGCAGGUACCGCACCGUACAACAACAAAAGCACCAACGUCAGCCAAACCGCGCACGUACCGGCUCCCGGUCGCGGUUCGUCCGGGCCAGGCAUCGGUACGAACAGCAGCAGUAACGCUAGAAACAAUAACAACACCGCAAAACUAAUGCUGCAACAGUCCGGUGGAUCGGGUGAGGCGGGUUCACAGGUGGGAGGCAAGCGGACGCAGCAACACGGCAGAACACAUCCGCUAGCGAAAAUAAGCCCCAGUGCGAAACAUCACCAUCAUCACCUGCACGUGCAUCACCAUCUGGUGCAUCACCAUCAUCAGUACAACAUCGGACAGCUGCAGCAGCAUCGGCACAUCGGCACGGCACCAGGGCCGGGUGUAUCUGGCGCUACGGGGCCUUCUGCCACCGUCACAGCUAACGCGUACAAUACGAUGUGAAUUCUAGACGAGUCGUACGAUAGAGCGAGAGAGAGAGAGAGAGAGAGCGGUCACACACACACACCACACUUUCGCAGGAGUUCGACCGAAUGUCCAGUUUCCUGAGACAACCUGAAACCCUUUUUAUUCUUACAUCUUUACACCGAGCUGAAGCAGUAGUGCAAUAAUUUAUUUUUUUACUGGUAGUUUUUCGUUUGUUUGGCAAACAGAGUAGAACGCAGGAAGGGUACAGCACAGUCAGAUAGUGAACAGGUAUAGUAGAACGAACGCAAUGUUGAGAGAUUAGUGCUAGAGAGAUUUUGAGUUGUCAGACUUUGUCCAUCUCUUAACAGCAGUAUGUCAGGGAUUCGCAAGGGAUCCAACAGGUCCCUGCGAGUCGAUAGAAAGCCUCAAUGUCUCAAUGAGGCGCUGUCGCUGUCGUAUCAACUCAGCUGAAGCUGGAACCCACCAGGUUCUCCAUGUGCUUUCUGUCGUCAUUUAGUCAAUUGUGAAAACUGUCGAAAUACGCCCCGUAUGACUUACAAACCGGCACAGCACAAAACCAGUCAGAGCAUAUUUUUAUAGUUUUGGAGACAUUUUUGUUUUUUUUUUGUUUUGUUUUUUUAUUCGCUCGGCUCUUACCGUCGGCGAUAUCAUCACUCCUCUGUCAUCUCUCGGCUUAGUUGAACGUAAAAAAAAAAAAUGGUGCAAUAAGGUAACAAAAAAGCAGAUAGUUAAACAAAAAGCAUUGCUUGCUUGGAUCUAGAAACAAAACAACAAUUAAUGCCAACGCUUACACACUCGCCAAAGCGCACCCUUGCUUUAGACGCCAACCAGCUUUUGACAGUUGUUAGUUUGACCCUUCAGUGAGGUUCAAUGGGUUCGUUUAUAUUGUUUACUCUGUUCGUGCAUGCGCUUUUACAAUUCGUAUUUUGUUUGUGUUUUUUUUUUAUAUUAAAACUUCAUGUUUCUAACCAAAUUGACAUUCCUCUGCAGGGAAUCUGUUUCAAAUUCGAUGGCGAUGAACCUAAAAGCAAGUUGGCUUCCGGAACGCUAACACUAACGCUAAUCCAAAACUGCCCUGAAGCCUGAAGCUGGCAUGUAAAAAUGUGCGCCUUCUAUUUUUAAAGCCCCCCCGCUCCCCCUCACCUCCUAGUCAACAAAUACCUACCCACGAACAACAUGAUCUUAUUCGCAUUUGUUUUAUUUUGUACAUUUUUAAAUACCAUUCCAACGUAGAACGACCAGCAUGCGCACGGUUGUACCGGCUACUCUCGCUUAGGAGCUAUCCUCCAAAAACCUCUGGCAAUUCAUCACUUAACAUUGCAACACUGGGACUGAAUUAGGGCGCGCAUCAGUGUGAGGCGCCUGGGAUAAAAUGGCGCGCGCCACGUGAGCUAGCAACACCACCAACUCCCUUUUUAAUCCGCGUAGAAUCUGUGAAGCUUAUGGACAUCUGUUUUAUCUGCUUACGAUCUCGCCGCUUACAUAACUGUUGCCCCCCCCCCCCCCCCCCCCCCCGGAACUGUUUGAGCUGUAUGCUGAUCUCGUGAUCGCGAUGGGGAUGCCAUCAGACUGCCUAAAGUCCUUACGACUCCAAAACGUCACAAAGUACUCAGGAGCAAAUCCUCUACUGAAACCCUAACGAAAGACAGCAAGUUGUGGUUUUGUAAUUGUUUUCUUUUUCUUUCUUUUUGUGUGUUUGUUUGCGUAUUUUGCUUAUGGAAAGUUGGAAGCGACACAGGGCUACGGGAGCAAAUGCUGUGCCUACUUUGCAUUUCCAAUAACCAAUCACCUCAGCAAACCUUCCCCAACAUAUUGCUUCCCCCGGAUUAAUGUUACACUUAUUUUAAAUCAUACAUGUUAAACGAUUGUGCGUGUGUUUUCGUGUGUGUGUGUGUGUGCGUAUUGUGUGCAUAUAUGCCCGUUGCAUGUAUAUAGGCUAGGCUAGAUCUUGAGAAUGUUGAGCGAAAGUGAAGCAGAAGGCAAAAACACGGAUAACCACCACGAUCACGUGUCGUGUGUGGGUGGGUGUGUGUGUGCAGAAAGGUAAUAGUUAUAAGUAAGGACCUCAUUUCCCCCCUCCCACAACCCCACCCCGCCCCUCCCGCUGUGUACAGUUAGUUACUCAUUCAAUUUCAUCGAAAAAAAAA